This is a messenger RNA of Rodentolepis nana, 402 nucleotides long. The record is from the annotation of a GenBank genome assembly. NCBI's taxonomy places the organism in Eukaryota, Metazoa, Platyhelminthes, Cestoda, Cyclophyllidea, Hymenolepididae.
AUGCCCAAACAAAGGCAAUUGAUUCCCGUGAUUCCAGAUCAAGGCCUGUUACUCAUGAACACGCCCGACGUGGAAAGGAAAUUGGCCCGCAUUGCCGCAAUUUUAAAUGAAACCUUCUCCAUUGACAAUUUGAAUUCCGACAAAUUUAUCCAAAGGCACAUAAGAGAGGACAGAGGUGGUAUAAUCAUCGAUCGAUUGCGGAGAGCGGGCUACUUCGGAGACAUGGAAGUGGAAGACAGCGAAAUUUUCGACGCUGUGUUGGGCAAAUGCAAGGAGUUACAAAUUUGCGCUGUGCCCUUAAAAGGCUACAUAAUUCGCCGAAAAGACGGAUCUACUCAUACGACUCCCACUCACAUCAACGCCCUCUCAUCUUCCUCCCAACCUCCCGAAUCCUCAACGUAG